CUCGUGCCGCGCGUUUUACGCCGCGUAUACGUAUGUACUCUUCUCCUCCGCUCUCUCCUCGUCGAAGUCUGAGUGCGUUGGCUUCUCGCGAGUCGCACAGGAGUCGCGCGAGCGGGAAGAGAGGCGAUCGCGAUCGCUCUCGGGACGCGGUGGAACGUAACGUAACCGACAAACGCGGCAAACCGGACCGUCCGAGCGCGAGUGCGCGAGGAGUGGAGCGAGUGAUCGGAGUCGAGUUCUCUCGAGUCGGGAAAUCGGCGGCGAGGGACGACGUGUCCGUCCCGUCCGGCCGCUCUCUCGGUGGUGCGCUCUUAGCGGCUCGCCGAAACGAAAAUGGCGGGCCGUGUCGGAGGCAGCGGUCAGAGCCGCCGACGGUGUUAAUCGGUGCCCCGUUAACGGACACGUGUGGUGGCGAUCUUCCAAUUGCUACCUGUACGUGCUGUACGGUUUGGGAUUCCUUUUUUUUUCUCCCCUCACUUCCGGUGCGCGCGCGCGCUGCGCGCCGCUCAUUGUUGCCGAGCACCGAUCAUAAAUCAGACUGCGAACGCGGAGAAAACGGUAUACCUGAGGAGUACAUUGUAACUAACAGUCGCGAGCGUAAACUCGUUCGUAGUAGUGCGUAUAUAUUGCGUUCGAAGGAGAGACACAUCGGAGCGAGACCGUGCGAAUCUGCUGUGGGAGGGAGGAAGAGGGAAGAGAGAGAGAGAGAGAAACAGAAAUAGAGAAGGACAGAGACACGGGGCAAAUAGAAAGAGCGAAAACCCCGAGGGGUACAGCACAGUUGGACAGAGGACGCAGAAGCGGCGAGAUACGGAACGGAGUGAAAGUUUAAAUCGACAAUAUGGACAAACACGAUGGAGUGAUUACACUGUGAGGUGUUGACUGUCCGAGAUAGCGAGCGACGUGCGGGACUAUAUUGAGAGAAGGAGAUAGAGAGAUAGAGCAGAGAAAGAGAGAGAGUGAGAGAACGAACGAGAGAGAGAGAUAGAGAUAGAGACAGAGUGCCGCCGAUCGGCGGCGGCGGCGGAUCGUGAGAUUGUAACACGUUGCGGAGGACGAGAAGCCUUGAUGCCGAUGCCGGCCGAAUACCACGAGGGCCACGGUAACCACGAGAACGCCAAUUUCGCUCUCGGGUCCACGCAGGACGCCAGCAACAUGACGGCCAACAUGUACCGGGUGGGAGAUUAUGUGUAUUUCGAGACUUCCACCUCAUCACCGUACCAGAUUAGAAGGAUAGAAGAAUUAAAUAAGACCGCAAAUGGAAAUGUGGAAGCAAAAGUCAUGUGCUUCUUCAGGCGGAGGGAUUUGCCUUCUACCUUAGUUAUGCUUGCGGACAAACAUCAAUUGGCAAGCGCGGAGCAGCAGAGGUCAGAAUCCCCUGCGAGCACGCAGAAUCAGAAACUCGAGAACCCUGACACUACUAAGGAAAUGACUAGUAAAGAUGGGAUUGGGCCCAAAGUGAUGAUCAAAGGGGGCGGGAAAGGGGGCUGGCUGAAGGCCCCAUUAUCGGAGGCCCAAGAGCCCCAUGGGAUGGAGGACAGUGUUCCUGGUGGAGUAACGGAAUUAAAUACCAAGCAACGUCACCAAAUGAAACACAGAGAAUUGUUUUUAUCGCGACAAGUGGAGACCAUGCCUGCUACGCAUAUUCGGGGCAAAUGCUGCGUAACAUUAUUGAACGAAACCGAAUCCUUGUUGAGCUAUUUAAACAAGGAGGAUUCAUUUUUUUACUGUUUAGUAUUUGAUCCUGCUCAGCGUACUUUGCUUGCUGAUAAAGGUGAAAUUAGAGUAGGUAGUAGAUAUCAAGCGAUAGACAUACCGGCGGUAUUAACGGCCGCAGAAAAAGAAGCGGAUUCUCGUAAGUUACAAGAUCUGGAAACUUUGGUUUGGACUCCGAGACACAAUUUGACGGACCGUCAGAUUGAUCAAUUCCUUGUGAUUAGUAGAUCAGUAGGUACUUUUGCGAGAGCCUUGGACUGUUCGUCCUCCAUCAAGCAGCCCUCUUUGCACAUGUCUGCAGCUGCUGCAUCUAGAGACAUUACUCUAUUUCAUGCGAUGGAUACCUUACAUCUGCACGGCUAUGAUUUGUCGAAUGCCUUAGCAUCUCUAGUACCUAGUACCGGUCCGGUACUAUGUCGAGACGAGAUGGAAGAAUGGAGCGCGUCCGAAGCAAAUCUGUUCGAAGAAGCGCUUGAUAAAUACGGAAAGGAUUUUGCUGAUAUACGAACGGACUUUUUACCAUGGAAAACGCUGAAGAAUGUAAUCGAAUAUUAUUACAUGUGGAAAACGACGGAUCGAUAUGUUCAACAGAAAAGAGUGAAGGCUGUAGAAGCGGAAAGUAAACUGAAGCAAGUUUACAUACCAAAUUAUAAUAAGACUCCUGCAUCGACUACUGCACCUUCUACGGCCACAAUCGUACCUCUGGGCAAUAGCAACAGCAAUAGUAACGGAAAGCCAACCAACAUUUUGAAUGGUAACAGUAACGGUAGCAUGGUGGCCGACAAUUCUGGGAUACUUAUGGUCGGAGUCAGUGGAAAACCGUGCGAAGGCUGUCAGGGCUUACAGAGUCCGCAGUGGUAUGCGUGGGGACCAUCGCAUAUGCAGUAUCGUCUUUGUCAACCUUGUUGGACGUACUGGAAGAAAUAUGGAGGACUUAAGGUGCCAUCGCGCAUCGACGAUGUCGAUCUUGAGAGAAAACGUACUGGCGCAGGUUCGGACGAAGAGAGCAAGGGUAUCAGCGGCGCACACAGGCCGCAUCGAUGCAAUGUUCCCACUUGUGGCAAGGAGUUUAAAUUGAAGGCCCAUUUGAGUCGUCACUAUGCGAGCACGCACGGAGUGGAUUUGCGUGGCGCUGCCGGAAGCGGCGGUGGCGGAAGUGGAUCACCACGACCAGUUAUGAAAACUCGAUCCGCAUUCUACUUGCGCACCUCCCUAUUAGCCCGCGCCGCACGACGACUCUGUCCUGCGCAAUUGCGAACACGUCAUGCCGCGCGAGCGCCACAUCAACCAGUAAAUACAAUGUCGUUGCGACAUUUUUGUGUCCAGUUGGCCUCCAAAAGUCCCGCGGAACUCCGUAUUCUGGCGCGCGCUGUACGACCUCGGCCGCGUCCGCGUGUAACAGACAUCGCUUCACGCCUGGGCGAUCUGAAUCCUGAACCACAGCUGCCCGGCGACUGGGACUGGCUGAUGCUGACCACCCCGGCACAACGCAAGCAGCCCGACCGGGUUUCGUUUCCACGUCCGCCAAAGGCGCCUGACGGCAGUCUUUUAUACGAGAGAGUGCCGAAUAAACCCGAAGUGGAUAGGCUCACGUUGACGCCACCCCAACCGCAACCAGUCAUGUCGACUCAACAGAAUAUCUUGAAACGCACAAGACCCUUUGACGAAAUCAAUGGUUCAGAUGGUAUCGCUCUAAAUGCGACACUUCCUCCCGGUGGACCUCCCGCAAAGAGGAUUCAUCAUGCACAACAAUUGCAUCCGAAACACACGCUAGAACAUCCUGCGCCCGCUGUUCUUCCUCUCGCACCACCUCUCAACGGCAGAGCUACUCAUCCACAUACGCUACCCCAUGGUGUACCGUUGUCUAGAAGUAAUGCACGUAAACAAGUUAUAUCGUGGAUGGAUGCGCCUGAUGAUGUAUAUUUUCGCGCCACCGAACAGAUCAAACGAGUUAGAAGAACUUUGGCCUCGGUGGAGUUACGAAGAGCAGCGCGUAAGCCAUGGCGCAGAUUGUCGAUCCCUCUACAUCCGCCUCAUCUUCAAAGAACAGUGCGUGGUGAAGAUAUGGUCGUCAUUUUGGACUAAAUGUAAUAUUGAAUAAUAAAAUUGUGUAUGUUGGUCCACUACACACAAAACA
This is a messenger RNA of Camponotus floridanus (Florida carpenter ant), 3853 nucleotides long. It is a transcript of the gene MTA1-like, whose product is annotated as metastasis-associated protein MTA3. Gene Ontology annotation, cellular component: NuRD complex; nucleoplasm. Gene Ontology annotation, biological process: negative regulation of transcription by RNA polymerase II. The record is from RefSeq and is a predicted model, not a curated record. The coding region runs from base 1069 to 3801 and encodes 910 amino acids. The transcript has 12 exons. Lineage: Eukaryota; Metazoa; Arthropoda; Insecta; Hymenoptera; Formicidae. Gene Ontology annotation, molecular function: transcription coactivator activity; sequence-specific DNA binding; transcription corepressor activity.